Messenger RNA from Limanda limanda (common dab), 1323 nucleotides. It is a transcript of the gene irx1a, whose product is annotated as iroquois homeobox 1a. Gene Ontology annotation, molecular function: DNA-binding transcription factor activity, RNA polymerase II-specific; RNA polymerase II cis-regulatory region sequence-specific DNA binding. Lineage: Eukaryota; Metazoa; Chordata; Actinopteri; Pleuronectiformes; Pleuronectidae. The transcript is spliced from 6 exons. Gene Ontology annotation, biological process: cell development; regulation of transcription by RNA polymerase II; neuron differentiation. The coding region runs from base 1 to 1323 and encodes 440 amino acids. The record is from RefSeq and is a predicted model, not a curated record. Gene Ontology annotation, cellular component: nucleus.
AUGUCUUUCCCCCAGCUCGGCUACCCGCAGUACCUCAGUGCCUCCCAGGCGGUGUACGGGGGCGAGAGGCCGGGAGUGCUCACGUCUUCGUCCCGCGGAGGGAGCACCGACAUCGGGGGGAGUCCUUCCGCCACCGCGGCGGCGGUCAGCUCGGUGCUGGGCAUGUACGCCAACCCGUACGCGCACAACUACAGCGCUUUCUUACCUUACACCAGCGCGGACCUGGCUCUUUUCUCACAAAUGGGGUCCCAGUACGAGUUGAAGGACAGUCCCGGCGUGCACCCUGGCAGCUUUGCAGCCCACACCUCACCGGCCUUCUACCCAUACGGUCAGUUCCAGUACGGCGACCCGGCCAGGCCCAAGAACGCCACCCGGGAGAGCACCAGCACCCUGAAGGCCUGGCUCAACGAGCACCGGAAAAACCCGUACCCGACCAAGGGCGAGAAGAUCAUGCUGGCCAUCAUCACCAAGAUGACGCUGACGCAGGUCUCCACCUGGUUCGCCAACGCCAGGAGGAGGCUCAAGAAGGAGAACAAGGUGACCUGGGGCCGGAGCAAAGAGGACGGGGAGGAGAACCUGUUCGGCAGCGGCGACGAGGCGGAGAAGAACGAAGACGAGGAGGAGAUCGACCUGGAGAGCAUCGACAUCGACAAGAUCGACGACAACGACGGGGAUCAGAGCAACGAGGACGACGACGACAAAUCGACGGAGGGCAGCAGGGAGCACCGGGGCGGGAGUAAGGAGAGCUCGGACGGCAACAACAACAACAACACAACUCGAGUUUUGUCCCCGGACCGAUCCGGGAGCUUUCCUCUCCCGUCCAACAACAAGCCUAAGAUCUGGUCCCUAGCAGAGACCGCCACUAGCCCGGACACCUCCUCCCAGAAACCCUCGUCCCCCUGUGGGCCCGCGACCCACCCGGCCUUCCUGCCCAGCCACGGACUGUACACUUGCCAGAUUGGAAAGUUCCACAACUGGACGAACGGAGCUUUCCUGGGCCAGAACUCCCUGCUCAACGUGCGGUCGUUUCUGGGAGUAAACCAGCACCAUCACCACCACCACAACCACCACUUGCAGACCCAGCAGCAGCAGCAGCCGACGUCAGUGGUGGUGUCCCCGGUAGCAGCUGCAGCAGCGCUCAGCAAUGACAGCAAGGCCCCAGCAGAGAGCCACAGUCCCAAACACAUAGAACAUGAAAACGGUGUAAGGUCUGUUUCACCUCCAACGCAGAUCCUGAAGUCUUCCUUUCGACCCAUCCAUGACAGCGCCAGGAGUCCAGCGGACGCUACGCAACGCGUCCUCACUGCUCUCUCCUCGGCUUGA